Molecule: messenger RNA, 688 nt
Organism: Macadamia integrifolia
Lineage: Eukaryota; Viridiplantae; Streptophyta; Magnoliopsida; Proteales; Proteaceae
Product: mitochondrial zinc maintenance protein 1, mitochondrial-like
Exons: 2
Coding region: 82-405 (107 amino acids)
Biological process (GO): mitochondrial respiratory chain complex III assembly
Source: RefSeq, a predicted model, not a curated record
UCACAACCUGCCAGGUGGCAAAUAAAGUGGCUCUGAGAAACGAAUCACGGCUUACGGGAGUUUUAGUAUUCAACUGGAGAGAUGGGUGGAGGAAGAGAAGUACUGAGCGUGUACAGAUCGUUGCUUCGAGCGACUCGGAAAUCAUUCUCAGGCGACAAGUUGAUGCUGACUGAAUCGGCAAUCGAGGUCAGGACGAAAUUCGAGCAGAACCGAAACGUUACAUCUGAAGCUGAGAUUAAGAAGCUCCUUGACGAAGCUCGUGAUGCUUCCAAUUUCAUCUCCAACAUGAUCGUUCAGGCCAAACUCAAUCCUUCCGGUGGUGGCUACGUGAUAAAGCCUGGUAAAGAGCAUGCUGGAGCAACACUUGAGAUUCCUUCCGAGGAAAUUCUUCGAAAGUCUUCGUGACAGAGAAGAUACUGAUGGAAGUAACAAAUGGCAAGUUACUCAUUCCAGAUUGAAAGACUUGAUUUGGUUUUUAAGAAGAAAACCUUGAUAAUGUUUUAAUGCAUUAUACUAUUGUAGUCAUAAGUGUUACAGCUUCCAAUCAAGCCUCCAUUUCAACUUUUUUGUCCUUAACAAGGUCAGGCAUCAGGUCACCAUUGCAAUAAGCCAAUAACUGUGUGUUACUCAACAUGUUAUUAGAUUAUUUAGUUAUGUUAAUUAAAUUUUAUUUUAAUUUAUUUUUCAA